Suillus bovinus is the source of this 2307-nucleotide messenger RNA. RefSeq lists its product as uncharacterized. The record is from RefSeq and is a predicted model, not a curated record. NCBI's taxonomy places the organism in Eukaryota, Fungi, Basidiomycota, Agaricomycetes, Boletales, Suillaceae. Bases 1 to 2307 code for a protein of 768 amino acids. The transcript is spliced from 20 exons. Gene Ontology annotation, cellular component: membrane.
AUGGACACUGUAGGCUGGCAUGCUCAGCGCAGAGCCCGUAAGGCGACGCAUCAUGAUUCUGAAAUUCAGAGAGGACCAGGCGGGAGAUAUCCACCUGUAGAAGAGAUAGAUCCACUUCCUGAUGGGGUCGGGCGCACUCAGGCUGGUGGUUUUGGUAUACCACGCUUGUCAUCCCUGACUCCUGGCACACCGCCUCCAGCUGUUCCCCCAAAAUAUUUCACCGAUAAUCCUGCCCAAAAUGUAUACGCUUCUGCUAGUUUACCUAUUGAGCGGCUGGCGUCUGGUAGUUCUGGCGUCUCUUUUGUCCACAUGCCUGCAGUGGAACGCUCUAGAGCGCAGAGGCUCCCCAAGAUGGAACCCCACCUUCAGUUUAUGGUCGGGCCCCUGUUGCGAUACGAUACAGUUGACGAAAAUGGUCUUUGGCGAGGUGCAGCUCUUAUCGUCACGGCAGAUUCAGGAUCAUCCUACGAGCCAUUUCCUGUUUUAACUUAUCAGUGGGACCCUGAGGAGAUUUCCCGACCUUCUCCGAGCACACGGGGUUCUCAUCCAGGUUAUGACCUUGGCCCACACCCCGCGGAUCCUCACGCUACUGCAAUGGCCGGACCAUCAGCGCAGUUACCUGACACAAACGAGGCAUACUUCGGUGACUACAAGGGAAAAGGAAACGCGAGGGAUGAUCAAACUCAGCAUGUGACCGGUCAGGAGAUUUACGUCUAUUCGGGGAAUGGUGGCACUUUUACGUUUUGGCGUUUCCCAAUACAGAUGCAACUGGGUCUCAAUGAAAUCUGCAUCAAGUAUCGUAUUAACGGUGGCAUGCAGUUGGCCUUCUUCGUGCCUGCCCGUCAUCAAAACAUGCGGUGGGCAGCCUACUCGUGUAAUGGAUUCAGCGCUGGCGUGAAUCCGGACGACUUCAGGGGACCAGGGUUUAAGAGUGGUUAUGACCCUAUGUGGACUGAUCUCUUGCAGAAGCAUGUCGAACGACCAUUUCAUGUCCUUGUGGGAGGAGGGGAUCAGUUAUACUGUGACUCGGUGACUCGAGAGCCUGAAAUACAAGAAUGGAUUUUGGCAAAGCCUUCGAUGAAGAAAAAUUUACCUCUGACUGAUGAAAUUGUCUCAUCCGUCGAUCGUUUUUUCUUCAAUCACUACUGCGGCUCCUUCAGGAUGGGGGCAUUUGCGAGGGCGAACAGCUCGAUUCCAAUGUUGAAUAUGUGUGAUGACCACGGUAAGCCACUGAUGUAUGCAACGAUCGACGGGUUCGGGAGUUAUCCUGAAGAGCUUCAACAGUCUCCGGUGUUCAAACAUAUCGGAGCGCGCGGCUACUUUUUCUACUUGCUUUUUCAAUGCUUCAUCAAUCCUCUUCAUGAUAACUUGGACGAUAGAACAGGGAUGCACAUAUUCAAGUCACUUAUCUUGGGGGCUCAAGGUCCCUAUGUUGGUUUACCGUCACAUUCGUUUUUGUCUUACCUGGGGCCCGAUGUACACAUUCUUAUGCUGGACUGUCGCGCGGAGAGAAAAAAGAACCAGGUCUGCAGCGAGUUCGAGUAUCAAAAGGCUUUUGAACGAAUCAGGUAUCUACCUCCGGACGUAAAACAUCUCGUAGUACAACUUGGCAUCCCUAUUGCGUAUCCGCGAAUGGUUUUCCUUGAAACUGCACUAGACUUCAAGUUGAAUCCUUUAAUUGCCCUUGGACGCAGCGGAACCGCGGGAUUCAGUAGUUUUGUGAACAAAUUCAACGCGGACGCUGAGUUGCUGGAUGAUUUGAAUGACCACUGGACCGCGAAAUGUCACAAGAAAGAGCGCAACUGGUUCAUUCAGCAGAUGCAAGGAAUAGCAAGAAUGAAAAGUUUGCGUAUUUCGUUUCUUUCUGGCGAUGUGCAUUGUGCAGCCGUAGGGGUUCUUAAAACGCUGGUCCGCAGCAACGGAGGAAAGAACAGCCGUAUGAUAGAUGUUCCGCCUGAAACUGAUUAUAGAUACAUGAUCAACGUGGUGACAAGUGCAAUUGUCAACACACCGCCUCCGAAUGGAGUGAUCGCUAUGGUAUCUACUUUGGCGACCAAGACUCACAGAACGCUGCAUCAUGCAGAAACUGAUGAAACAAUGCUUCCUAUAUUUACGAAGGAGCCAAAUGGCAACCAUCGCCUCCAAAACAAGUAUAUAAUGGGGCGACGGAAUUGGUGUGCAGUCUCGUGCGAUCCUGAGACACAGGAAUUGGAAUUUGACAUACGUGUCGAGACGGAGAAAGGGGUCGGCGUCAGCUUUGGAUAUCCAGUCCGAAGUCCUCCCCCCAGAUGGUUUCCUGGAACGUGA